This is a messenger RNA of Bacillus rossius redtenbacheri, 1520 nucleotides long. RefSeq names its product acyl-coenzyme A diphosphatase FITM2 (gene Fitm). Gene Ontology annotation, molecular function: coenzyme A diphosphatase activity. Gene Ontology annotation, cellular component: endoplasmic reticulum membrane. The transcript has a single exon. Gene Ontology annotation, biological process: lipid storage; lipid droplet organization; phospholipid biosynthetic process. Lineage: Eukaryota; Metazoa; Arthropoda; Insecta; Phasmatodea; Bacillidae. The coding region runs from base 80 to 1252 and encodes 390 amino acids. The record is from RefSeq and is a predicted model, not a curated record.
AAACGUUAUAUUCUGUUUGUUUUUUAUAUGGUUACGUUGGUGUUUAUUUUUGUAUUUCUAAUCUAUUAUUAUUUGCACCAUGGCGACCAAACGUCGGCCAUUGCAUCAAAAUCGUAAGUUUGACUUUCGCCCUAAUACGGAUAACUUCAGGCUGAAUUCGGAAACACCGCAAUGUGAAACCAGGGGGAAGAAACCUCUGCCGGAUCCGUCCUCCGUGCAGCAAGUGUUACUAAUGAUGGUACUGCAUGUCUGUAGGAAAUCCAUGUUUGUAGACACGAGUGUGAAGGUCGGAAUCUACGGUGGUAGCCUUUUCAUCGUGUCCCUCUUGGCGGACGUUCUACCAGUGCCUCGGACUUAUUUUGCGAGAUCAGACAAUUUAUUUAAUCAGUAUUUUGUCAAGUUUGGCUGGGGGUGGACGCUAUGCCUGACGGUGCCGUUCGUCGUGCUGACUAGUUACACCUACUGUUGUGGCAGGCGAGAGAAGAUAGGGCAGCAUCUCGUGAGACUCGGAGUUGCCACUGCAGCGUGGCUCUUUUGGACUAAACUCUUCAACUACGUCGAAAACAACUACGGCAGGUGCAACGUUGCCGACAAGAAAUUCCAGGCGAAACAAGCUUGUCUCGAGGGUGGAUUUUUCUGGCAUGGAUUCGACAUUUCAGGUCAUGCUUUCAUACUGAUCUACAGCAGCUUAGUAAUUAUCGAAGAGUGUAGGGCGAUUAAUGGUUGGGAUAGCAUAAGAGACAUGAUCAGGAAUGAAACCCACUUGAGGUCUUCACGUGAAAAUAAAUCAGAAAGAAGCGCGUUACGAGGUUUAACUAAUGAAGAAUUUAAUGUGUUGCAGCUUUCAUACGAAAAGUUUACUCCAUAUGUGCGUUCUCUAUUUAUUGCCAUGACUUUACUCUCAGUGCUGUGGGAUGUCAUGCUAAUAAGCACAAUGUUGUAUUAUCAUAUAAUGGUAGAGAAAUUUAUCAGUGGUGCUGUGGCUAUUUUAACUUGGUUUGUAACAUAUAGGUUUUGGUAUGUGAUGCCGAAUGUCCUGCCAAACCUACCUGGCGAUGGACUGUUCAAGUACAGGGAGACACGGUUGCCGAGGCCUCCGUCUUUCAAACGCAAGGCAACUGCUACUAAAGGACAGCUGCCCAAGUUCAUGGGAAUGCCUCUGUAUGGGCUUAAGAAACAAGAUAUGAAAGAAGAUGAUGAGGAAAAUGGUGAAAAUGAUGCACCUUUGGGUAACACUAGUUUACGAAUAUGAGGUUAAUGAUACUGAUAUAUUAUUAAGUCCCCUGAGUAUCUUUUAAAUGUGAUAAAGGUAUGGUAUGAACUUUGAGACCUCUAAAAUUCAACUUACACCUUUAAUUUAUUGAUGGUAAAAAUUAUUUAUUGAAUUUACUUGUACAUAGGCUACUAUUUAAAAUUUUCCUUUAUCUUUAAUACCCAUAAAAUUUGACCCUAGUUAUUUAUUGUUGUUAGAUUCUUGUACUAAAAAAAGAGAAUUAUAUAAGUUUUUCUUACCUCUGAAA